This is a messenger RNA of Mytilus californianus (California mussel), 2659 nucleotides long. RefSeq lists its product as uncharacterized. The coding region runs from base 730 to 2547 and encodes 605 amino acids. Gene Ontology annotation, cellular component: membrane; mitochondrion. The record is from RefSeq and is a predicted model, not a curated record. Gene Ontology annotation, molecular function: D-arabinono-1,4-lactone oxidase activity; FAD binding. NCBI's taxonomy places the organism in Eukaryota, Metazoa, Mollusca, Bivalvia, Mytilida, Mytilidae. The transcript has 12 exons.
UUGAAGAUAGACUAUAUAAGUUGCAAAAGAGAAUUGGAAAUUCUCCAUCUCUACAGAUAGAGACGUUUGAAAACUUGGGAGAUACACAAGCUAUUCAAGUUAUUUCGUCCUCUCCCACUACAAACGAAGAACUACAGAAGUUAGUUUUAGCAGCGUUUGAAGAAGGUUUGCUUGUAAGAUGUGCUGGAACUGGACACAGCAGGGCACCCCUUUUUGCAGACAGCAAGCAAUUACUUAUUUAUGUUAAAGAUAUGAAAAGCGACUACAAAAAUGGUUCCAGAAUAAGAAUAUCUAAUCAACAAAAAUCGUGAAGUGGACAUCAUGACCGGAGUGACGACUGGAGACUUUAAGAAGUUUCAAAUAAAAAACAAAUUGCAUAUUCCUGCUAAUGUUAUUUUAGAUGUUGUUCAGAUAGUUAGUGUUGUAGCAACAGGUUGUCACGUAUGUUUCCCUAAGCUGGUGGUUAUCAAAGCAUAGUUACCAUGUACAUGAACACGCAUGUAUUAUAUCGGGGACGAUUCAAGCAAUUUGAUUGGACAAUGUGUUGUGGAAUACAAAAGCAAUGCAUGGUAAUACUACAACACAGUAUUGUAUUCGACUAUGUAUACUUUAGGCGAAACCUGUCAUUGGACUGAGGAAUGAUUUCAAUUCAUUGCAAUUUAAACGGUGAAAAAAAAACCUUUUAAAGACUUGUGGAUUAGAAGUUCAUGUCAUAUGUUGUAACUUAAAAUGGAAUACGAUACAUCGUCAGAAAAAUUUCAUCCUGAAAUCGUCGAACAUGAAAGACCUGGUGAUAGUAAACAGCUAAAAAUUUGUUUAAAAAAGGCGCUGAGUGAAAAAAAGAUGGCAAUACUUGAACUAGGCGACAGAGACAAUGACUGGAUUAAACAUGCCAGGUGUAAUGACCAAAUCGUCAUGGUUGACUGCAUGGCAUUGUUUGAGGAACAGAAAAAGAAUCCAAAAGCAAAGCAUAUUGUUCCAGAUUUGUCCGACCAGGAUGAUAUUAAAGAUAGACUGUUAAAGUUGCAAAAGAGAACUAGGAAUUCCCCAUCUGUACAGAUAGAGACUUUUGAAAACUGGGGAGAGACACAAGCUAUACAGGUUAUUUCUUCCACUCCUACUACAAAAGAUGAACUACAGAAGUUAGUUUUAGCAGCAUCUGAAAUAGGUUUGCGAGUAAGGUGUGCUGGAACUGGACACAGCUGGGCACCAAUAUUUGCAGACAGCAAGCAAUUACUUAUUUAUGUUAAAGAUAUGAAAAGCGACUACAAAGAUGGAUCCAGAAUAAGAAUAGCUAAUCGUCAAAAGGGUGAAGUGGACAUCAUGACUGGAGUGACGACUGGAGACUUUAAGAAGUUCCAAAUAAAAAACAAAUUGCAUAUUCCUGCUAAUGUUAUUUUAGAUGUUGUUCAGAUGGUUAGUGUUGUAGCAACAGGUUGUCACGGGGUAGGAAGGGAUGCAAACACACCAAGUGACAACGUAGUGAAAAUGCGCAUAAUCGGAAGUGAUGGUAAACUGCAAACCUACACAUCUGACGACAAAGAAAUGUUGAGGGCGAUAAGUGCAAAUUUUGGAUGUUUUGGAGUUAUAUUUGAUAUGACAAUAAAACUUAUUCCUGAGGUUAUCGUCAAAGUAGAAAAUCGAUACAUGGGUUUAGAUGAUAUAUUCUUCAAUGCAGCAAAAAUAGAAAAAAUAUUUGAAGAAAACUGGUCGGUUGAGAUAUUUUGGUUUCCUUACAACUCACUCAGUCUUUUUGAUUAUAAUCCAAAAAAUGAUGAUGUCUGGAUCCGUAUCAUUAACAAAGAAACGGAACACGUCGAAACGGCAACUCAAACAUAUUACGACUGGAAAGAAAUAAAAGAUUGUCUGACAGGAGAAGCCAUGGCGAUCAUGUCACCGAUCAUAGCAGAAAACCCUUCUUUGACUCCAUGGUAUGCAUUGUCAUCGUUUGGCGCGUUAAAAAAAAUCAUUUACCCGAGCGGUAUCCAGUAUCAGGAACUUCCACACGCUGUUCAUUUUAGACAAUACAUUGAAAAGGCUCCUGUAUAUGACAUGGAAUUUGCCUUCGAUUUAAGGGGAGAUUUUCAUCGACUCUUGAAGAUAAUUCAAGUAGUUGUAAACAAAGUGGAUCAUUACGAGGAAAAAGAUGAGUAUCCAUUGAACAUUGCUUUAGAAAUGCGCAUGAUGGGUCACAGUAACACACUCCUUUGUCCUGGUAUAAUUGGAAAUCCUGUCUAUGGCGGAUCUGGUCACGUGAUGUAUAUAGAAAUUUUAAGUGUCGUCGACACAAAAGGAUGGGAAAAAUUUUGCAUUGAUGUAGCAAAAGAAUGGAUGGCUUUAGAUGGAGUUCCACAUUUAGCUAAGCAGUGGGAUUUUAUUCCCGGUGUUGAGGACCAUAUUUACAAACAUAUGGGACAACAUAUCGACGCAUUUAAAGAGCAGCUGACGAAAUCUGGCGCUGAUCCAAAUGGAAUGUUUCUUCAAAAGCCUCCGAAAACUAUUACGACUAUAACAUACCUGACCAAAACAUUUUGGAAUAAGCUGUGAUUUCUGUGAAUUAUCCGUCCAACUUCAGUAACUGUGAUUCUGUUUUUAUUUUUAAACAAAUAUAUGAAUAAAUGGAGAGAAAAAAAUGUUCAUUCUGAAAAGUAACCUGUUG